UUGGGUGGAGCUGGGCUUUGGGAACGGUACAGGGCAGGAGCAGGAGGAGCAAGACGGGUAGGGAGGAAGGCGCCCUCUGGCCAAGGAGCCCUGCCUUCAAGCCACUUUCCCGUUCUCCAGCUUUGCGGAUAUCCUGUUUGUGACCAUCCCCUCCCAGAACAUGCUGGAGUUCAACCUGGCCAGCGAGAAGGUCAUCCUCUUCUCAGCCCGAGCUCCCCAGGUCAAGGCCCUGGUGGACGACUUCAUCCUGGAGCUGAAGAAGGACUCGGACUACGUGGUCGCGGUGAGGAACUUCCUGCCCGAAGACCCCGCGCUGCUGGCCUUCCACAAGGGCGACAUCAUCCACCUGCAGCCCCUGGAGCCUCCUCGAAUGGGCUACAGUGCCGGCUGCGUUGUCCGCAAGAAGGUCGUGCACCUGGAGGAACUGCGGCGCAGAGGCCCCGACUUUGGCUGGAGAUUCGGCACCAUCCACGGGCGCGUGGGCCGCUUCCCUUCGGAGCUGGUGCAGCCUGCCGCCGCCCCCGAUUUCCUACAGUUGCCAGCCGAGCCAGGCCGGGGCCGGGCCGCCGCCGUGGCCGCUGCGGUGGCCUCCACAGCGGCUGCGUGGGAGGUGGGCCGCAGGAGGGAGGGUCCCCCGGUCAGGGCUGGCCCCCCUGACCGAGCAGAGGACCGCCUGACUCUCCCCCCGUACUCGAUGCUUGAGUUUGCCCAGAAGUAUUUCCGAGAUCCACAGAGGAGACCCCAGGAUGGCCUCAGGCUAAAAUCCAAGGAGGGUCGGGAGUCCAGAACCUUGGAAGACAUGCUUUGCUUCACCAAGACCCCACUCCAGGAAUCUCUCAUCGAGCUCAGCGACAGCAGCCUCAACAAGAUGGCCACCGACAUGUUCCUAGCUGUGAUGAGGUUCAUGGGUGAUGCUCCGCUGAAGGGCCAGAGUGAACUGGAUGUGCUUUACACCCUCCUGAAGCUGUGUGCGGACCAUGAAGUCAUGCGGGAUGAGUGUUACUGCCAAGUUGUGAAGCAGAUCACGGACAACACCAGUACCAAGCUGGACAGCUGCCUGCGAGGCUGGAGGCUGUUGUACAUCAUGGCUGCCUACCACAGUUGCUCCGAGGUCCUCCAGCCACACCUCGUUCGCUUCCUCCAGGACGUGAGCCGGACUCCAGGCCUGCCCUUCCAAGGUAUUGCUAAGGCCUGCGAACAGAAUCUGCAGAAAACCUUGCGCUUCGGUGGCCGCGUGGAGCUCCCCAGCAGCAUGGAGCUUCGGGCCAUGUUGGCGGGCCGCAGUUCCAAGAGGCAGCUCUUUCUUCUCCCUGGAGGCCUUGAACGCCAUCUCAAAAUCAAAACGUGCACUGUGGCCCUGGACAUGGUGGAAGAAAUCUGUGCCGAGAUGGCUCUGACACGCCCCGAGGCCUUCAGCGAGUACGUCAUUUUUGUCGUCACCAACCGAGGCCAGCACGUGUGCCCGCUCAGCCGCUGUGCCUACAUCCUGGACGUGGCCUUGGAGAUGGAGCAGGUGGAUGGUGGCUGCAUGCUCUGGUUCCGGCGUGUGCUCUGGGAUCAGCCACUCAAGUUCGAGAAUGAGCUCUACGUGACCAUGCACUACAACCAGGUCCUGCCCGACUACCUGAAGGGCCUGUUCAGCAGCGUGCCAGCAGGUCAGCCCAGCGAGCAACAGCUGCAGCAAAUGUCCAAGCUGGCCUCCCUGCAGCACCGGGCCAAGGACCGCUCCUACCUGCCCAGUGUGCGAGAGGUGCAGGACUACAUCCCGGCCCAGCUGUACCGCACCCUGGCCGGCUCGGCCUGGCUCAACCUGCUGGGCCAGCACCAGCAGCAGACACAGGCGCUCAGCCCCCACCAGGCCCGUGCCCAGUUUCUGGGCCUCAUCAGCGCCCUACCCUUGUUCGGCUCCUCCUUCUUCUUCGUCCAGAGCUGCAGCAACGCCUCGGUGCCAGCCCCCUGCAUCCUUGCCGUCAACCAGAAUGGCCUCAACUUCCUCAGCGCCGAGACCCACGAGCUGGUGCUGAAGAUCCCCCUGAAGGAGAUCCAGUCAACUCGAACCCAGCGACCCACGGCCAACUCCAGCUACCCAUAUGUGGAGAUUGCACUGGGGGAUGUGGUGGCCCAGCGCACCAUGCAGCUGCAGCUGGAGCAGGGCCUGGAGCUGUGUCGGGUGGUGGCCGUGCACGUGGAGAGCCUGCUCAGUGCCCGUGAGAAGCGGCUCACGCUGCCCCCCAGCGAGAUUACGCUGCUGUGACCCAGCCCCCGGCCCUCCAGCUGCCCUCUCCCAGAAGGCUUGCUGUGUGGCCCCAGGGAGGUACUGGGUCUCUCUGGGCCAGUGACCCCUGGAAGGGACCAGACGCUUGGUAGGGAGACUAAGAGGUGGUAGGACGAAUGACCUAAGUUCCCGGGCAUCACAUACGCAGUAUGGGCCCGGCCCCAACUCGCCCCUGUGGCAGAGAAGCCCCACACCAAUGGUCUAGUCACACUGGACUCUGCAUUUGCUUUACUGCGGGUCUGAUGUUCAAAUCUGCUGCCGCUCCACAUCUCAGCCCCUCACGUGCCCUCCAGUGCUCCCCGCACCGCUGCUCAGCUUGGAUUUCUGACCCUUGGUCUUGUCUGUGCACAUAAAGGGUGUGCCUGGCAGCCAUUCCUCCCUCCACACAGUUGCUGAGUAGCUGGAAAAGCAGCCUAAGGGAGGAGGCAGGAAUUGGGAGGCCCAGCUGAGCCCCUGACUCACUGCCCGUGAACAGAGCGCCCAGCAGAGACCUGUCCUUAUCUCUCCCUGCAGACCCGUCCCCCCAACUCCACACUCCUUAGGUAGCCCCAACCCCAGGCCCCCAUCACUGGGUGGCUCACACAAGGUUUGAGAGGGGUAUCGUGCAGGGAGAGAGAAGUUUCACGUCAGAGUCUGGGGAGGAAGCAAUCUGGCGAAGGCUUCCCAGAGAAUGGGACACAGGGGUUGGGUUUUGAAGGAUGGGUUUAGGCAUUUGCUAGGAAUAGAUGGAGGGGAGGGGAAUGAACAUUCCAGAGAAAACAGUGUUCAUUCCAUAUUGUAUCCCCCAGAGCCUAGGACAGUGCCUAUCACAGAGUAGGCACUUGCACAACGCUUGUUACAUGGAUGAAAGGAUAAAUAAAUAAAUG
Messenger RNA from Leptonychotes weddellii (Weddell seal), 3141 nucleotides. NCBI's taxonomy places the organism in Eukaryota, Metazoa, Chordata, Mammalia, Carnivora, Phocidae. The record is from RefSeq and is a predicted model, not a curated record.